AUGAGCAAACCAUAUAGUACGAUGAAAGGGCAUAAGCAAGUGAGCCCUUUUGGAAACACUGUCUAUAUAAAAGGUCUUCCAGGCCCCCCAGGUGAGCGAGGCCAACCAGGACCACGAGGAGAAGAUGGCCGCUCAGGCGAACCUGGGGCUCAAGGGGAAGUUGGAUCUCCCGGUGCAAUUGGUGCUAAGGGUCCAAAGGGAAGUGUUGGAACCCUUGGGCAAGGUGGACAACCUGGCCGAGAUGGAGAACCAGGCAGUCCGGGGCCAUUCGGGGAGAGAGGACCCACAGGACCAAGAGGUCCAAUGGGAUUGCAGGGAAUGAAGGGGGUCAAGGGGAAUAAAGGUUCAAAGGGCGAGAUUGGAUCACUAGGAAAGGAUGGGAGCGCCGUAAGCUAA
This is a messenger RNA of Protopolystoma xenopodis, 396 nucleotides long. Lineage: Eukaryota; Metazoa; Platyhelminthes; Monogenea; Polystomatidea; Polystomatidae. The record is from the annotation of a GenBank genome assembly.